CUUUAUCAGCAUGUGCUUCAGUGUAGUGAUUGGCCUGCUUCUGAAAAAGCUAUUUAUCUUCAAAAAAUUAGUGAAGAAAAUAUUUUAUCUCACAAACGUACCUGUGAUGAUGAGGAUGAUAUAUCUGCUAAACAAGAUUCUGAAAGCACAGAUCAGUUAUCUACACACCUCUACUAA
This is a messenger RNA of Scutellospora calospora, 177 nucleotides long. NCBI's taxonomy places the organism in Eukaryota, Fungi, Glomeromycota, Glomeromycetes, Diversisporales, Gigasporaceae. The record is from the annotation of a GenBank genome assembly.